Molecule: messenger RNA, 1074 nt
Organism: Gossypium raimondii (Peruvian cotton)
Lineage: Eukaryota; Viridiplantae; Streptophyta; Magnoliopsida; Malvales; Malvaceae
Product: succinate dehydrogenase [ubiquinone] iron-sulfur subunit 2, mitochondrial
Exons: 2
Coding region: 66-920 (284 amino acids)
Biological process (GO): respiratory electron transport chain; aerobic respiration; tricarboxylic acid cycle
Cellular component (GO): mitochondrion
Molecular function (GO): 2 iron, 2 sulfur cluster binding; electron transfer activity
Source: RefSeq, a predicted model, not a curated record
UUUUGUUACUUUCUUUUCAACUGUGUUUUCGUGUCUGGUUUUUGUCAUAUUCUUCUCCUAAAACCAUGGCGACCAGUUUGAUUCGACGGGCGAUGAAUAUGGCAUCACGAGUGUCAUCACCAACGGUGGCUCCGGCGUCGAGGAUGGUGGUGGUUAGGCCGUACGCUAGCGAAACAGAAGCUCAAAAGGUGGAACCAAAAGCCGCCGCCUCCCCCAACAUGAAGACCUUCCAAAUCUACCGAUGGAAUCCAGAUAAUCCUACCAAACCCCAGCUCCAAGACUACAGAAUCGACUUAAAAGAAUGCGGGCCUAUGGUCCUUGACGCCCUCAUCAAGAUCAAGAACGAGAUCGACCCGUCGCUCACCUUCCGCCGCUCCUGCCGUGAAGGAAUCUGCGGCUCUUGUGCAAUGAACAUCAACGGCUGUAACGGCUUAGCUUGUCUGACCAAGAUCGAAUCAGGAUCGUCGGAGACCACCAUAACGCCUUUGCCGCAUAUGUUCGUGAUAAAAGAUCUGGUGGUGGAUAUGACCAACUUUUAUAAUCAGUAUAAGAGUAUUGAACCGUGGUUGAAGAGGAAAAACCCGCCGCCGACGGCGGGAAAAGAGAUUCCGCAGAGUAAAAAGGAUAGAGCUAAGCUAGAUGGGAUGUAUGAGUGUAUUUUGUGUGCUUGUUGUAGCACUAGCUGUCCCAGCUAUUGGUGGAAUCCCGAGUCUUAUCUAGGUCCUGCUGCUUUGCUCCAUGCAAACAGAUGGAUAAGCGACAGCCGUGAUGAAUACACAAAGGAGAGAUUGGAGGCCAUAAAUGAUGAGUUUAAGCUGUAUCGUUGCCAUACAAUAUUGAACUGUGCUCGUGCUUGUCCAAAGGGGCUGAACCCGGGAAAGCAGAUCGCACACAUCAAGCAUCUUGAGCUUACUGCUUGAAGUCUUAAUCUCCACAAAUAAGAUGUUAAAACCAGUCAAUCUGGAUUUUUUUUUUCUUGUGAGGAUUCCUUGAACAAUUUGCUUUGAUUUAAUAAUUGUAUUCUCCCUCACAAUUGUACUUAAUCUUGUUGUUCAAGUGCUGAUUUUGGUUCAA